GCCCGCCCGCCAGGCAGGCUAGGCGCCAUGAACCCCGCGCGAGGGGGCUCCAUGCCGCCGCCCCCCACCGCCACCGCCUAUUUCCCCCCGACCCGCGUCACCCUCCCGUCCGGCUUGGAGAUCCUGCGCACCUACUCGGGGGCCUUCAUCUGCCUGGAGAUCCUUCUGGGAGCACUUGUCUGGAUUUUAGUAGCUGCCACCCAAGUCCCUUUGCCACUCCUGCAGGGCUGGGUGAUGUUUGUGUCCGUGACCUCCUGCUUCAGUUCCCUGGGCUUCCUCUCGGUGUUUCUCUUCAGCUACAGAGAGAAAAUCGCAAUUGACUGGAACCGUUUGGAUUUCUUUUACCACGCAGCUGUUUUCGUCUGUUAUUUUGGGACCUUUUUGUUGCAAGCCGCCACAACGUCUUUGCACAGCCAUCUGGUUAAGUUCCAUUUCGACACCCAGUUCAACACUACCGUCCAUCGCCCACUUCUAAACGAGCACGAAUAUAACUUGAGCAUAGCAGCUGCUAUUUUUGCCUUUGUAACCACUAUAUGUUACGGGUGCAGCACAACCCUCGCUUUGAGAAGAUGGAAACUAUAGCGCUGGAAGAGAGGAAAUAUCUCCGUAGCAUCCCAUCAGUUUCGCGUAACUGUGCAGAUGAUCAAAUGGUUAUACCACUUGUCCGUCAAAUCAGAGUGGCGUUCCAAAAAAGAAGAA
This is a messenger RNA of Euleptes europaea (tarantolino), 699 nucleotides long. RefSeq names its product mal, T cell differentiation protein 2 (gene MAL2). Gene Ontology annotation, molecular function: structural constituent of myelin sheath. The transcript is spliced from 4 exons. Gene Ontology annotation, biological process: myelination. The record is from RefSeq and is a predicted model, not a curated record. Bases 28 to 582 code for a protein of 184 amino acids. NCBI's taxonomy places the organism in Eukaryota, Metazoa, Chordata, Lepidosauria, Squamata, Sphaerodactylidae. Gene Ontology annotation, cellular component: membrane.